AUGGGCUUCCUCAAGCCGAGCGCGACUGAAAAGUCGAAGUCGGCUGCCCAGGCCGUCGGAUCUGACUUGCUCGCGCCAGCGCCGGUCCUUGUUACGGAACUUGCCUACCCUACGAUGCGAGGCAAAAUAAGUGCGCUCUACAACACCUUUUUCUUUCUCGGAGCCAUCAUCGCCGCCUGGUCUACAUAUGCAAUUUUCCGUAUGUCUUCCACAUCGGCUUGGAGAAUUCCUUCUGUCUUGCAGGGCGCAAUCCCGGCAAUUCAGGUGACAUUCUUCUACUUCGUUCCGGAGUCUCCGAGGUGGCUCGUUGCCCACGGGAAGACCGAACAGGCUAGAGCGCUUCUCAUCCGCCAUCACGCCGGCGGCGACGCGUCCUCGGCCGUUGUCGACUACGAAAUCAGGCAGAUCAAAGAGAACGUUCGUCUCGAAACCGAGGCUGCCAAGGAAGCUUCGUAUCUCGAUCUUCUCAAGACGGCACCGAACCGCCGCCGGGUGCUCAUUGCCUGCAUUGUCGGUGUUGGCUCACAAUGGAGUGGUUCCCAACCUGUUUCGUACUACGUCAGUCUUGUUCUGAACACAGUUGGGAUCACAGCGACCAAGGAUCAAGCCCUCAUCAACGGUCUCCUCCAAUUGUUCAAUUGGAUUGCAGCGGUGUUUGCUGGUGCCAUGAUGGUUGACCGGAUAGGUCGACGGAAGCUAUUUCUCACUUUGACGGGUGGUAUGCUUGUGUGUUACGUCGCGUGGACCAUCCUCACAAGCGUCUUCAGCAGAACAAAAGCUGAGAGGGCUGACUACGCCGUGGUGGCAUUCAUCUUCAUCUAUUACUUCUUCUACGACGUUGCCUGGACGCCGCUCCUGAUGUCGUACGCGGUUGAGAUUUUCCCGUACACUCAGCGUGGAAGGGGCUUAACGAUUGCCCUCAGUUCUACCUUCAUCAGUCUCAUCAUUGGCCGAACCUUGGAGCAGAUUGCCGAAGUUUUUGACGGCAAGAACCACACACUUGGUACUGGCUGUGCUGGUGAAGAAAAGGCCGAUGGCGGCAAGGUUCAAGAAGUGGAAGAUUAUGCAGAUAGAAAGGCUUGAGCUGCUCGUCAACAAGCCUUGGUGGGAAUUACUUCACGGGUUCUUCAUUACAUCUGGUGGAAGGGUUACUUGUCAUUGCAGCAAUGGCGCAUACGGUUC
Molecule: messenger RNA, 1182 nt
Organism: Colletotrichum navitas
Lineage: Eukaryota; Fungi; Ascomycota; Sordariomycetes; Glomerellales; Glomerellaceae
Product: lactose permease
Exons: 4
Coding region: 1-1083 (360 amino acids)
Biological process (GO): transmembrane transport; carbohydrate transport
Cellular component (GO): membrane
Molecular function (GO): carbohydrate:proton symporter activity
Source: RefSeq, a predicted model, not a curated record